AUGAACGAUAUUUCCCGGCCCGUGGAAGGAAACUUGAAGUUUGUUGAUGAUAAUAAGAUCAUGACACACACAGAUUUACGCGGCGGCGGCAGCGAGGACAGCGAUGAAGAUGGUAGAUCUGUGUGUUCGUGGUGGAAAUCCGCCGCAGAAUUGGAAUUGGAGUACGAGACGAUGAGCACUGCGUCGUCGUCGAAGUCGAAGAUUAGCCCGAGGAUCAGAGUCCUUAGGGAGCUGGAGAGGUUGGGCCUACUUUCGUCGGAAACUCUCAACGAGAUCCGCCACAAGCUUCAUUCCUAUCGUCCCGGCGAUUUCUGGGUGCCCACCGGAGGAAUCACCAAACAAGAUCUGGAAAUCCCCGCCGUCAACACCCUUCUCUUGCUCGGAUUUCACAACGCCGGCAAAACCUCUCUCGUCAAUCUCAUGUACCGUGUUUUUGCUCGCUCCGGCAUUCUCCAUUUCACCGGAACCGAUUCAUCUACCUCAAAAACCUCUUUGUUCAUGGAAGAACACAACGUUCUCAGAUCAUCGCAGAGCGGGUUUUGCGUGUACGACACUCCAGGCUUUCGGUACAACCAAGUGGAAGCAGCUCUGGAAGAGGUAACUGACUGGAUGACCAACGGCGUUCACCACAACAAGCUCUGCUUGUUGCCCGGAGACUCAUCGGAACACUCUUAUUCGCCAUUGUCUGCAGGCUCAAUAUUUGCUACUAGAGACGUGAACUACGCCAUGGUGGUCGCAAACGCUUGGGAGAUCUACACCUCUCUGAACCUCGGCGACACAACCCCACUGGAGGCGCUGAAGAAACUCUUCCACUUACCGGCGCUCAGAAACUCCGGCGAGAAUCCCCUACUCAUCCUAACACACGGGGACAAGUUAUCCACCGACGACCGCAUCGACACCCGCCUCAAAAUAUGCGAAUUCCUCGGAGUUUCAGAAGUUAGCGGCGCGUACGAUGUAGUUUGCGUGACGACGACACAGAACGGAUAUCUUACUCUUACGGAUGAAUAUGAUCCAAUCUCAAGUUAUUCUGUGAGCGAAGCCGUUUACAGAGGACUAAUCAUCUCGGACAAGGGGCAUCAACCUAAAACAAGGUUCUUGGAUUGGGCAUACCUCGUAUUCGUUUGGCUUAUGUCCACUUUUGCUGCUAUAUUUAGCUUUCUAGCCGGCAUUUGUGAUUAUUUUAUCCCCAAAAAUAAAUUAAAAUCCUCCAAAAGAUUACUCUGA
Messenger RNA from Ipomoea nil (Japanese morning glory), 1224 nucleotides. RefSeq lists its product as uncharacterized. The transcript has a single exon. The record is from RefSeq and is a predicted model, not a curated record. The coding region runs from base 1 to 1224 and encodes 407 amino acids. Lineage: Eukaryota; Viridiplantae; Streptophyta; Magnoliopsida; Solanales; Convolvulaceae.